Messenger RNA from Mercenaria mercenaria, 3441 nucleotides. RefSeq lists its product as uncharacterized. NCBI's taxonomy places the organism in Eukaryota, Metazoa, Mollusca, Bivalvia, Venerida, Veneridae. Bases 129 to 3215 code for a protein of 1028 amino acids. Gene Ontology annotation, biological process: proteolysis. The record is from RefSeq and is a predicted model, not a curated record. The transcript is spliced from 18 exons. Gene Ontology annotation, molecular function: metalloendopeptidase activity.
UCAAUCAGAAAACCACGCGGGCGUGUAGGAGGCGUCAUCGUGUAUAAUUUACCAUAUCUUAUAUAAAUAUAUAAAUCGUUCCAUUUAUGUCUUAAGAAAUAGCGUGCUUGGUGGUAACAAAUGAAAAGAUGGCAAUAAUGUUUAAGCACUGGAACUACUUCUUUUUGAUUAAUAUUUUUUGGAUAAGCAGUGUUUUAUCACAGAAAGCAAAUGAUACCAUCAAUACGACAGAUCCGGUGGAUUUCACAGUUGUAGACGAUUGUACAUUAAAGCAAACGAAGAAAUCCACUGAUGGUCUCCCAGUAGAUGUAAAUUUAAACUUAGACGUUCUAGGACGUACAGUGUCUCUUAAACUUAAAAGAAAUCCAAAGGCAACAAAUGCCAAAAAUAUUUAUGUGAUAAGAAAAUCAGAAUCAGGAAUACCUGUUGUACUACCGUAUGGACUUGGCGAAAAUGAGGUGUUCGGAGAAUACCAGGACCCUAACAAUUGCGCCAUAUUCACAUUGUCAUGUCCAAAAGACAGCAAAAACAGCACAACGGGAGCUUGUGAUACGACAAUGGAAGGGACAUUUUGUGCCGGAAAUCAGGAAUACAGAAUGUCCCCUAUGGCGGAUAAUGCCCUUGGAAGAGUGAAACGGCAUGCCGGUCAUUCAAGUCAGCUAUGGAAUAAAGCUAAAACCAUUGCAACAGCUGCUAAAGCCGCCAGUAAAGUUUAUGGAAUAUACAAAACAGAACAAUUGCCAGGAACACCCACAGAUUACAAAGUUGAAGACCCCAUAGAACUUGGGCGUGUUGCAGCCUUUGGAAAAACGGCUAAAGUGGUUAGAGAAAGUGUACUCCCAGGAACAAAGAAAUAUAACCUAGAAAUUCUCGCGGUCAUUGAUUAUGGUGUAUACAGAAGAUUUUACAAAGCCAGCAAACAAGGGACGGAAGCGGCUAAAGACAAUGAAGCAAAAUUUAAUCUUAAGAAGUAUUUCUCACACGUGUUUAAUGGUGUGGACAUGCUCUACCAGACCAUUGACGAUCCUGAAUUCAGUCUCAGUGUCGCUGUCUCGGGCUUUAUUAUUGCUGAUAAACCGGAUGUAUCACCAUGGACCACACCUCAUAUUGACCGUAAUCCAGAGGGACGUCAUGACUUGUUAGUGUCAGUACCACUAGAUGAACUACUUCGAUGGAGUUUCUCUGCAAGAAAUCUGCCGGAAAAUGAUCACAUCAUGUUACUUACAGAUUACGACCUAUAUUCUAUGGACAGCGGUUCAAUUGACAAGCGUACAGCAGGUUACGCACGUGUCGGCAGUGUUUGUAGUAUGGACAGUGUGUCUGUAAUUGAAGAUCAUGGCGGAUUUCAAAGCAUCAACGCUGCUGCACACGAACUUGGCCAUGGCUUAGGUAGCCGACAUGACGGAAAAAUGAACUCGUGUAAUCCUAAAGAUCAGUAUAUCAUGACAGCACAUGGAGGCUUUGAGACAGAAACGACAAAAGGCAAUCCCUGGAGGUUUUCACCAUGUUCUAUAGCCUAUUUCAAAGAUUACAUCUCUCGAUUACGUCCACACCACUGCUUAUCUGAUCCAGUAGAUAUAUUUGACCGUGAUGAGUACAUUAAGUUCAUAUCUACACAUCCAGGACAAGACUAUACUCCUAAUGAACAGUGUCAGGAUAUUCUAGGACUUGAUUCAUUCUAUGGAUGGGGUCCUGAACUUGGCAAGUUUAGUGAUAUCUGUACGGAAAUGUCGUGCAAGGUACCGGGUGCUAGCCGGUCUUACAGAGUUUAUAAGGCGGCAACAGGAACAUCAUGCGGGGACAAAAAGUGGUGUAUGGAAGGACGAUGCGUGUUUGGUGAAAAAGCGCCGCCAAAAGAUCCAUCUUGUGUAUUCGGUGAUAUACAACGUCGUUUUGGCAGAAACAAACAGUCAUGUCGCCAGUACAUGCUCGAAAAUCCCAUGCGAUGUUAUGACAAGUUCUACAGCACACGGUGUUGCGACACUUGUGACAGGCUAAACACCGGCGUGAGAGGGUGUGAGUUUGGUGAUAAGUUCCUCAACUGUCGAGCAAGUAGUUGCUUUGAUAAGAAAUAUGCACGAGACUGUUGCAGCACAUGCGGAAUAGCACCACAUCCUGUGAUUAAAUCUAUUGCCACGACAACCACGCUACGACCACCUGCUACACGAAAACCAUGGACUCCAAAACCUACUACACGCAAACCAUGGACGCGACGACCAACAACUAGAAAACCAUGGACCCCACAACCAAGGCCAACUACGAGAAAACCAUGGACACAGAGACCUACACCAGCGAAAACGUGGACGCAUGUUCCAAUACCUACAAGACGACCUGCAAGACGUACCACGACCACAGCUGCUACGGUGAAACCAUCUGGUAGUUCCGGUUUAUGUAUCAGUCCAAACAGUCGUUUCCUAUUGGUUUUCAAAUGCUCAUCUUUGCCUGGCGUGUUCGGCCAGAAUGCAUGUGACAAUACACUCGUAUCCAGAUAUUGCUGCGAACGUUGUCCGGAACCCAAACAGCAAGGUUGUGUUGACUCACCAAAUUGCAAAGUCAAGAAUGCUAGGGAGUGCUACACAGAAACUAACCAAAAGGAGUGUUGCAAAACGUGCCGUAGAUUUGAAACCGGCCGCAGAGGUUGUGAAUUUGGUGACAAAAUACGUUCAUGCGAACGUUACGUCGGAGAGCUCGGUAUUUCAUUGGUUUGUUCCCGGUACAAAGACUAUUGCUGUGGUAUAUGUAACGCCCUCGCUACAAACCGGGAACCAACAAACAUAAAUGAUAUUCACAAACCAAUAGAUCCGUUAUCCGGCGCUGUUAAGAUGAUAAACCGCGUGGAUCCAACGUUACGAACAAUUACAGUAAACGGCAAAAUUUCUGAAAACAAAGGAAAAGGAAUAGAUAAAACGAAUAAAGACACAACAAUCAUAAAUUUGGGAAAUACAGCUAAUAAAGAUUCUGGAAGACCAACAAAUGAUAAAAAUAAAGACAGUAAUUUAACACCUUUAGGUAAAAAUGAUUCACCUAGAACAGGCAUAAGUAAUGGUUUUACAUUUAGAGCACAUGCAUUUCAAAAUCGCCCAGGCCAUAUUGUACAUACAAUUGUAUAUAGACCAAUAAAUCGAGGUGGUAUGGGCAACAUACACCAAAGGAGAAGGCCUGUACAACGUGAACGCCUAAUAAGAAGAUUAAACUUUUUAGUUAACCAGGGAUAAUGAACAGUUUCACUUGUUGAUUUUUUAAUUUUGUAAAUAUUUUUGUUAAUUUAAACCGCUCAUGUAAUAUAUAAAUUCAGUUCGUUUGUGCAAAGCUUGAACCACAUGUAAAAUAUUUUGAUCGUACUGUAAGGUAUUAAUUCAUCACAUUUAGGCUCUGUUUAUGCUAUUGUCAUACAUGUUUUUAAAUACAGUUUUAUUGUUGAAAUAAAAUGACUUGUUUUUA